Molecule: messenger RNA, 1614 nt
Organism: Styela clava
Lineage: Eukaryota; Metazoa; Chordata; Ascidiacea; Stolidobranchia; Styelidae
Molecular function (GO): serine-type endopeptidase activity
Source: RefSeq, a predicted model, not a curated record
AUCUUACUAGCAUUUUUGAUGUAACUGGCUAGGUUUUGUAGGUCGUUUCCUUGAUAAAUUAAUCUGAAUAUUAUGCAAUGUCGUGAUGGUUUUUUAUCGUUGCUGCUUUUUAACCGUGAUAAGCAUCUUGAGAAUUGCAAGUUGUCAAACUCGUGAUUACCCGGAAAAAAUUUUCAUCGAUUCAGUUACGCCAAACUCGCUAGACAUCACAGCACUUCCGAAUGGAUUUACAAGUGCUGUAAACGAUGAUACAGAAGAAUUAAAAGAAAAUGACGAACUUCCUGAUAAAACUUCAGAUUAUCUAAGGAAAAAAUGCACUGGACAAAUUGAUCUGAAUUCCAAGUCAGGAGAAAUCUUCACACCAAAUUAUCCGGAUCCAUAUCCAAGUAACACUACAUGUAUAUGGACGAUACAUGCACCUGAAGAUCAUCAUAUCUACAUAUAUUUCCAUCAUUUCGAUCUUGAGUCGGGUUUAGUCAACACUCCGUAUGGCCGUUUCGGAUCUCCAGAAUGCCAUUUUGAUCUUCUUUAUAUUCACGAGGAACUGAGCAAACUUGCUUCUCAGCAUCAUUCAAUCCUACAAAUCAAUAAUCUCUCAAGCGAUGAUGAUUCUACUUCAGAAACACCUCCAGAAAAGAUAGUUUGGGGCGUAUUCUGUGGAAAGCAGACUCCACCACCACGAAUCACAGAAACUCCUGGAAGUAAACUUGUAUUGAUCUUCCAUUCGGAUGAAACGAAAGAAAAACGUGGAUUCUGGGCUACAUUCCAUACUAUAAAAAAGAGUGAUCUUCGUAAACUCGUGGGAAAAAAUAAAAAUACUGAAGAUGUGGAUUUCUUUGAUGAUUCAGGCUGGGAUGAAAUUGACGAAUACGAGGAGAAUGCAAAACGAGCGUACACCGCGAUUGUUCUAUUUGUAUUUUCUGUUGUCCUCGUCUUGAUGAUAUUGCAUUGCUGGCAAGGCUCUCCACUAUGCGAAGCCUUGUUUCCAUCUAUCUGUAUGUCUCGGCCAACAGGAUCAGGAAGUAAUCAGUCAGUAUGGAUGAAUGUUUUUCAGCAAAAUGAAAGAGGAAAUGGUGAUAGCACUAAUCACAGCUUACCAAGUAUACCGAGUCCACCACCUGCCUAUGGUGAAAUUGUAAAAACAGAAGAAGAUUGGCAACGGGCUCUCCAGAGAAUCGGAGAAACCGAAGAAUCUAUCGAACGACAUCGUUCACACCCUGAUAAUAUCCAAGUGGAAUAUGAUAUAAUGGGUAAUGAUCAGCAGAAUGAACCAAGCUAUGUAACGUCGUCUACAGGUUCUAGUAUCUUCUCCACUCAGUCAUCUCCAGGACCGAUGUACGACCCAAGGGGUGGUGUUGUGGAUAACCUGCUACCGUUAUUUGACGCAGUAGCUACUAUAGAUGAGGGACCUAUUGGUCUCCAAACCAGAACAUCACUCUCAAAUGACGAGAUCGAGAGUAGGUAUAUUCCCGAACAAUCGAGUCAGACAGAUGAAAAUCCUGAUCCGUCCAACUUGGAGAGAAAUGCAAGACCUCCGUUUUGUAGUCCGUUAACCUAGUUUUGAUAAGAAAAACAGAGACCUAAAUAAAUAAACGUAGUGUAGUGUAUGGUGAA